Messenger RNA from Schizophyllum commune H4-8, 660 nucleotides. RefSeq lists its product as uncharacterized. The record is from RefSeq and is a predicted model, not a curated record. NCBI's taxonomy places the organism in Eukaryota, Fungi, Basidiomycota, Agaricomycetes, Agaricales, Schizophyllaceae. The transcript has a single exon. Bases 1 to 660 code for a protein of 219 amino acids.
AUGCGACGGAUCGCGCACUUGAAUUCUGGUAAGCCCCACUUGCUCAUUAUAGGCCGUCCUUUGACGCUCUCCCCAGGCGCCUUUCAAAACUGGGAGCCGAAGAUUCACAAGCACUACGCCGACACACAGACGAAGCUUCUAGGUUGGAAGCCCCGCCUUCGCCGCUUCCUGAACUUCCCGAAGAGCGUAUGGUCCUGCUUAACCAUCAACUUCGGCCCGCAAACGCAGACCUUCGCCCACAGGGACUUCGGCAACCUUUCCUACGGGUUUUGCUCAAUCACAGCCCUAGGGCGCUUUGACCCAGAUCACGGCGGCCACAUCAUCCUGCGCGAGUUGAAGCUGGUGAUUAGGUUCCCACCCGGCGCGAGCAUCAUCAUACCAUCCGCGCUCCUCACCCACCACAACACCCGCAUAGCGGAGCACGAGACGCGGUACUCCGUCACCCAGUACACGGCAGGCGCUAUCUUUCGAUUUGUAGAGCACGACUGCAAGCUGGACACCGAGUACUACGCCGGCCUCGACGCUGCUGGGCUACAGGCCGCACGGAGCGCGAACCUAUCGCGGUGGAGGAGGGGCGUCGCGAUGCUAUCGCGGCUGCCCAAACUCAUGCGAGAUGCUGCGGCAGUGAAGGGAGAGAAGUCGUCGAACGCGGCCAGUUAG